Messenger RNA from Seriola dumerili (greater amberjack), 1878 nucleotides. RefSeq names its product coiled-coil domain containing 17 (gene ccdc17). The record is from RefSeq and is a predicted model, not a curated record. Bases 1 to 1878 code for a protein of 625 amino acids. NCBI's taxonomy places the organism in Eukaryota, Metazoa, Chordata, Actinopteri, Carangiformes, Carangidae. The transcript has 14 exons.
AUGGAGGAGGAGUUGAUCUGUGGAGCCUGCAACAUGGUGUUUCACUCCAGUGAGCUGCUCGGGAAACAUACAGCACUGUUCUGCAUCGGUAGCGAGGUCAACGGUGGAGGUGUGGACCCUAAACAGACGAGAACCCCUGAUCUUGGUCAGAUGAGGGGUCAGAGGAGGAACGUCAUCAGGCGGAGGAGUGUUGACGCCGAGCCAAAGGCAGGAAAAGCAGAAGACAAAGCAGCGAGCAGUCAGACGGACGGAGCUGCUGUGCGAAAUCUGACUGACGAGGCGAGUGGGUGUCAUCUGGGUCACAGUGAGAGACUGAGGGAGAUGAGGGAAAUGGCGACGCUCCACGAGCGACAACUGGCCCUGAUACAUGCUCACAACCAGCAGCUGGAGCAGCAAAGAGAUGAGCUGGCCCAGCAGGUAAGUGUCCUGUCUGAGCAGAGCAAUGCAACUCACCUGGAGAGUCUGCUGAUGGAGCUGAGAGAGCAGGAGGAGAGGAACGAGGAAACACUGCAACAACUUGCUGAACAUCUCCAUGCAUUACAUGUGCAAAAGGUCCCUGUACCUGCUGAUCAGCCAGAUCCAGGCAAGAACAAAAAGAUGCAUCAUGACAACUACGAGCUCAUUUCCUCUGUAGCCGGCCCUCUCUCUACCCAGAUAAAAGCCUUGCAACAGGCAUACGUCCAGUCAGGUGGGUCAGAUCCAGUCAUUGUGGCACAGAUGAUUGACCUGCAGGCACAAGCCCAAAGUCUGGAGACGAACCAACCAGCAGCGUCCACCAAGGCCAGGAAGAAGAAGUUGAAGCCUCGUCAGCGGUGUCCGAGCCUGGAGUUGCUGGUUUUGGAGCAGGAGAACCAGAGGCUGGAGGAGGAGAUCCUCAGGAUCCAGCUGGCCAGAGAGAGAAACCAUGACUAUGAAGCAGCAGCGAGGACUGAGCUCGGGCUGAUUCAGAGGGAGAAUCUCCAGCAGCUUUCCAGUUUACAGGCAGAGAUGGAGAGAGGCAAAGAAGCUCCCUGGCCCUGGAGACAGCCUCCUCCUCCACCUCCACCUCCCCGUCCACUCCCACUCCAAACCAAGACUCACAUUCAUGCACCUCUUUCACUGGUGAGGUCCUGCUCCUCUCUGUCAGGAAGAGGCAAGAUGGACCCACUGGACUCUCUGGAUCCAGCACCCUACGACCCAGCAGCUGGUUUUGUGGUUUUCUUUGACCUGGUUCUGGGACUUGAUGCCUCUCUGAAGGCGUUGCGUCUGGUAGCAGCUGUCUACUCAGAGGGUCUGCAAGUGGGACCUCCGACUCCGCUGCCCCCUGUCCAGUGCCUUCGGGGAGUGUCCCUGCCUUACAGUCACAGCCUCACCCAUGGAAACUGUGCACUCCUGUCAGUCAAACAGCCUGCACCCAGGAUCCAGCCAUCACCCUCCCUCUGUCUGGUGGUGGAGGUGCAGGCAGCAAGCCAUCUGGAUGUUUAUAACCAGGAGGUCUUCAAAAUGGCGUCCUGUGGCUGGAUACAACUGGAACUCUUUGAUCAAUACAACCAGCUUCGUAGCGGCCACUGGAGGGUGCCAGUGCGCAGGCUGCCUAUUAAACCUUCACUAAGCAUUGCCCAGCUCAACUCAGUACCCCAGGUGGGCAACAUGGAGCUGUGUGUACGUUUGGUCAAUGGUCGAGAUGGAGACGUGCAGACCCUUGCAAAGCCUGACCCGACCAGCACGGGGCACUAUAAAUACCCAGCUGUGGUGUCCCCUCUCGCUGCAACUGUCCACAGAAAUGCAGCUCUGCCGGUUUCAGCUCCACAGCCCACAGGAGCAGAUGAGCUCUCCUCCCUGCUGACCUCGACUGAUCUCAGAGACCCUCCACCCACAGAUGAAGCCAGUCAGAGUUGA